Molecule: messenger RNA, 1086 nt
Organism: Homalodisca vitripennis (glassy-winged sharpshooter)
Lineage: Eukaryota; Metazoa; Arthropoda; Insecta; Hemiptera; Cicadellidae
Product: zinc finger protein 431-like
Exons: 3
Biological process (GO): regulation of transcription by RNA polymerase II
Cellular component (GO): nucleus
Molecular function (GO): RNA polymerase II transcription regulatory region sequence-specific DNA binding; DNA-binding transcription factor activity, RNA polymerase II-specific
Source: RefSeq, a predicted model, not a curated record
UGGGGAGAAAAACUAGACUUAAACAGUAUAAUUGUUUCAAAUGCAGCUAUAAAAACAAGCUCAGAGAGCUUUUUUAAAAUACACCUACUAAGACAUUCAUGUGAAAAGCCAUUCAAGUGUGCACAGUGUAGUUAUGCUUGUUCAACACAUAGAAAUUUAAAAACGCAUUUAUUAAUUCACACAGACGAGAAACCUUUCAAGUGCUCCCAUUGUAACUAUGCUUGUAGAAAUGGUUCAGCUUUAAAAAAAACACAUUUUAACUCACACAGCCAUACACAUGUUCAUUGUGUAAUUAUGCUUGCAGAGAAAGUUUCAACUUUAAAGAAACAUGUAUUAACUCAUACAGGUGAAAGGCCAUUCAAAUGUACAGAAUGUAAUUAUGCUUGUGCCAGACAAGAAAAUUUAAGGACUCAUCUACUAAUUCAUUCUGGAGAGAAGCCGUAUAAGUGCACUGUUUGUGAAUAUGCUUGCAGGGAAAAAUCACAUGUGAAAAAGACCUUUAAGUGCACACUUUGCACUUAUGCUAGCACAUCAGGUGAAAGUUUAAGAAAACAUUCAUUAACUCAUUCAGAUGAAAAACCAUUUAAGUGUUCUGUGUGUGAUUAUGCCUGUAGAAGGAGUGGAGAUCUGAAGAGGCAUUCUUUAUCUCAUACAGGAGAAAAGCCUUUCAAGUGUACCAAAUGUAGCUACGCUUGCACACAAAAUAGAUACUUAAAGAAACACUUGUCAACUCAUGAAGAUGAAAACUCUUAGUAUUUCCUUAUGGUCAUUUAUAUUUGGGUAUAUAGUAAUAAGUUACCUGUGCAACAGAGCAUCACUAACCUUACAUGUCUUAAAAAUGAUGUUAUUAACUUGAAUAAUAGCCAAUAAACCAGUAUGGUUUCAACUAUAGACAAGGGCUUUGUGGUAUUUAAUUUAAAAGUUAUGUCAUUCUAUACAUUAUGUUUAAAUAAUAAAAAAACUAUACAAUUUUUGGGGUGAUUACCAGGUCUUUUAUGAAUGUAUCUUUAAUGUUUUUGGCUCUAUAAGGUAUAAAUUAAAGCUGAAAAACUGGUUUGUUAUGUUUAUUAAAGUUCUACUCUGGAA